AUGAAAGCAGCAAUUAGACUAUUAAAGCAUACGAUAAAAUUUGUUGGAGGACCACAUCCAGUUCCAACUGGCCCACAUCCCCUUGCGCCUAAGGGAGUAGUUCCUGGAUCAGUUGGUACAUCAUCCGGUAGUUCCCAAUCUAGAAGCUUCCACCACAGUAGUCCUAUUGAACCACAGAAUGGUGAAUUUUUUUCAAGAAGCGAACUUCCAAAGAGAUUCAGAUAUCCAACUAUAAAAGAUUGGGAAAUUGAUCAAGUAAGUAGCGGAGGUGCUGAAGUUGUGUUUUGA
Messenger RNA from Lodderomyces margitis, 288 nucleotides. Its product is annotated as mitochondrial 37S ribosomal protein YMR31. Gene Ontology annotation, biological process: 2-oxoglutarate metabolic process. NCBI's taxonomy places the organism in Eukaryota, Fungi, Ascomycota, Pichiomycetes, Serinales, Debaryomycetaceae. The transcript has 2 exons. Bases 1 to 288 code for a protein of 95 amino acids. The record is from RefSeq and is a predicted model, not a curated record.